Carica papaya (papaya) is the source of this 963-nucleotide messenger RNA. Its product is annotated as FAD/NAD(P)-binding oxidoreductase family protein. NCBI's taxonomy places the organism in Eukaryota, Viridiplantae, Streptophyta, Magnoliopsida, Brassicales, Caricaceae. The record is from RefSeq and is a predicted model, not a curated record. Gene Ontology annotation, molecular function: oxidoreductase activity.
UCGAUUAUCAAUCUCCUAAGAAAUACUGGAUUCUCCGAUUCCAUUGUUGAGCGAUUUUUCAGACCAUUUUUCGGCGGGAUUUUCUUCGAUAGGGAACUCGAGACGACCUCCAGAUUGUUCGAUUUUAUCUUCAAGUGUCUCGCUCUCGGCGAUAAUACUCUUCCGGCCAACGGAAUCGGAGAGAUCCCCAAUCAGAUGGCAGCUAAAUUGCCGCCGGAUUCCAUCUUGCUGAACACCAAGGUCGUCUCCAUUCAUCCCGACGAUUCAAAUUCUCAGAUCCUGAAACUAGAAAACGGGCAAGUCUUGAGAGCGGAUCUCGGCGUAAUAAUAGCGGUUGAAGAACCAGAAGCUCGAAAGCUCCUGAAAGGCAGCAAAACUCUCGCCCAGAAAAUGCCCGUGCGAAGCACAGUCUGCUUGUACUUCUCAGCCAGCCGAGACCAAAUCCCGGUGCAGGACCCGGUUCUCUUUCUAAACGGGUCGGGUCAGGGUAUGGUGAACAACAUGUUUUUCUCUACUAAUGUGGCGCCGUCAUAUGCGCCUCCGGGAAAGGCUUUGGUAUCAGUGUCUCUGGUCGGACUUUGGGAGGAGAAGUCGGAGGAGGAGCUAACGGCGGAGGUGGUGAGGGAGCUGUCGGGUUGGUUUGGGGGGGCGGCGGUGGAAUCGUGGGCCCACUUGAGAACUUACAGGAUUGGGUUCGCACAGCCGAACCAGCGUCCCCCAACCGGUUUAAUAGAAAAGCCGGAAAUUAGACCGGGUUUAUUUCUCUGUGGUGACUAUGUGACUUGUGCCACUUUCGACGGAGCUUUGGUUUCCGGCAGGAAAGCUGCGGAAGCAUUGCUUAGAGUGAGAGACGGAGCAGUCAAAUAAACAUAUUUUUGUAAAAAAAAAAAAAAUUAAUUGUUUUUUUGCAUUAAAUAGUAUUAUUUUGAAUUUUUCUUCAGAAACUGAAAUUAUUCACACGAA